This is a messenger RNA of Manis pentadactyla (Chinese pangolin), 4236 nucleotides long. It is a transcript of the gene NR4A2, whose product is annotated as nuclear receptor subfamily 4 group A member 2. Gene Ontology annotation, cellular component: nucleus; transcription regulator complex. The record is from RefSeq and is a predicted model, not a curated record. The transcript has 8 exons. Lineage: Eukaryota; Metazoa; Chordata; Mammalia; Pholidota; Manidae. Gene Ontology annotation, biological process: regulation of transcription by RNA polymerase II; cellular response to corticotropin-releasing hormone stimulus; dopaminergic neuron differentiation. Gene Ontology annotation, molecular function: RNA polymerase II cis-regulatory region sequence-specific DNA binding; nuclear receptor activity; nuclear glucocorticoid receptor binding. The coding region runs from base 1762 to 3591 and encodes 609 amino acids.
CAGAAUAACGAUUCACACUACGUUUGAUGUCUUUGGAGCUCACUUUAAGAACUCCAGAACACUUUUCCACUCUCUGGGAGAGAAUUAUCAAGUUGCCCGCAGGCUAAACCCAAGUGAUUUUUAAAAAUGGCAACCAGGAAGGAGGAAAGUGUGGAAGGAAUGUUUCUACUCAGUUGUGCUUGUAGUAUGGUGCGUGAUGGUUACAACCUUAAAGUUCUCCCGGUCCCCGCUUUCCUAGGAAUAGAUAAAAAAAUAAUUACUGCCACCCCAGCGUAUCUGCGCCCGUUUCCUACUGCCUGAAAAUAGCAGCUGGGAGCCUGGCCCCCCGCCGGGAUCAAGGCGCGCUCCCCUCGCCGCGCCCCGCUCCCUGGCGGAAGGGGAAGGGAACCCGGGAGGGCGCCACCGAGCCAGAGCUGCUGCUAUUUUGGGCCCAGCCGCGCGGGUGCGUCAAUGCCUGCGCCCCUGCGUCACCGCCACCCCCACCCCUUUCCUUCUCCCCUACUCUCCAAACUCUCACUUUUUCCCUUUCGUUCGCGUGAAAUCGCUCCUGCCCACGGAGCGCUGACGCUACCGAACUCAUGCUAAUAAGCUAUUCUUUGCCCUCCCUCAUCCCCCUACUCACACACCCUCACCCGCCACCCCCACUCUGUCUCCCUCUCCCUCUCUCUCUCUCCCUCUCUCUCUCUCUCACACACACACACAACACACACACACACUUCCUGGUUUUAUUUUUUCUCGCGCCCGCUAGGGCACCACUGAGCCGCGGCGGCGGCGGCGGCGCAACAGCAGCAGUCGCAACAUCUGGGGGAAACUUAAGGUGGUCACGUAGGUUUUCCCCCGGCUGCGGCGCGGAGGUGCCAGCGGUUUCUCGGGGCAGCCGCCAGGCACCUGACGGUUACGCCUCUCCAGCCGCUGGGGUGCUGGCGGGGGCGGGGAGCCGGCAAAGGCGGGGGUGGAGAUUAGAGCUGAGCGGUGGGGAUCGCGGAGAGUUCCACGCGUUGGGCCCGUACUGGGAACAUGAGGAUGGGCGGCGGUGGGGGUAGGGGGUGGCUCCCGCAAUCAGGAAGCGAGCCACGCCGGGGGAAGGCUGGUCCUCGUCGCAGGCAGAGAAGGGGGUCGCUUCCAAACCGUUUCCCCGUUCCAUCCUCUUGCAGCCCCUCGGGAAAAGCCCCAGAACCCCGCCCAGCCUACCACCCCAGCGUAUCUGCACCGAGGAGCCGGGAAGGGGACUCGCUCCAAGGAGUAGGGGCGUUUCCUUUGCUAGAAAGCGCCUUGCACCCUCAGGGUGGCGGGUGGAUUGACUUGCAAAGCGAGGUCGGCAGCGACUCUGGCUGCCGCGGGGGUGCGGCCAGCUCACACAGUCUGCCCGGGCCCCUUUCUUAAGAGGGCUGGACGCACACACUUUACGCUUCAAGGAGAUACCCACCGACCUAAGUUUUAUCUUUCCCUCUUGGCUCCCAGAUUGAGGCAGCGAGAGCCGUUGUGCUCCAGAGGGAUGUCAGUGUAUUUCCCUAAAACUCAUGGAAGCUUGUGAGUUGUUGGGCACCGAGAUGUGUCGAAAGUAAUAUUACAGUUGGCAAAAGGGCCAGUCCGCCCGGCGGCUCGCGCACAGCUCCGCGGUCCUGCUCGUCCGCCCAGCCGGCCGCCUUCCCCUGCUCCAUCCCGGCUCCCGGCGGCUCGGCUCCCAGCGGCCCCGCAGCUCACUCCUCCCCGACCCUGCCACCCGGACUCCCAGAGGGAACUACACUUCGGCCGAGUUGAAUGAAUGAAGAAAGACGCGGAGAACUCCUAACCAUGCCUUGUGUUCAGGCGCAGUAUGGGUCCUCGCCUCAAGGAGCCAGCCCCGCUUCUCAGAGCUACAGUUACCACUCUUCGGGAGAAUACAGCUCCGAUUUCUUAACUCCAGAGUUUGUCAAGUUUAGCAUGGACCUCACCAACACUGAAAUCACUGCCACCACUUCUCUCCCCAGCUUCAGUACCUUUAUGGACAACUACAGCACAGGCUACGACGUCAAGCCACCUUGCUUGUACCAAAUGCCCCUGUCCGGACAGCAGUCCUCCAUUAAGGUAGAAGACAUUCAGAUGCACAACUACCAGCCACACAGCCACCUGCCCCCCCAGUCCGAGGAGAUGAUGCCGCACUCCGGGUCGGUUUACUACAAGCCCUCCUCUCCCCCGACGCCCACCACGCCGGGCUUCCAGGUGCAGCACAGCCCCAUGUGGGACGACCCAGGCUCCCUCCACAACUUCCACCAGAACUACGUGGCCACAACUCACAUGAUCGAGCAGAGGAAAACGCCCGUCUCCCGCCUCUCCCUCUUCUCCUUUAAGCAAUCGCCCCCCGGCACUCCCGUGUCUAGCUGCCAGAUGCGCUUUGACGGACCCCUGCACGUCCCCAUGAACCCGGAGCCGGCGGGCAGCCACCACGUAGUGGACGGGCAGACCUUCGCUGUGCCCAACCCCAUACGAAAGCCCGCGUCCAUGGGCUUCCCAGGCCUGCAGAUCGGCCACGCGUCACAGCUGCUCGACACGCAGGUGCCCUCGCCGCCGUCACGGGGCUCCCCCUCCAACGAGGGGCUGUGUGCGGUGUGCGGCGACAACGCGGCAUGCCAGCACUAUGGCGUGCGCACUUGUGAGGGCUGCAAAGGUUUCUUUAAGCGCACGGUGCAAAAAAACGCGAAAUACGUAUGUUUAGCAAAUAAAAACUGCCCAGUGGACAAGCGGCGCCGGAAUCGCUGUCAGUACUGCCGGUUUCAGAAGUGCCUGGCUGUUGGGAUGGUCAAAGAAGUGGUUCGCACCGACAGUUUAAAAGGACGGAGAGGUCGUUUACCCUCGAAACCGAAGAGCCCCCAGGAGCCCUCUCCCCCUUCGCCCCCGGUGAGUCUGAUCAGUGCCCUCGUCAGGGCCCAUGUCGACUCCAACCCGGCUAUGACCAGCCUGGACUAUUCCAGGUUCCAGGCGAACCCUGACUAUCAGAUGAGUGGAGAUGACACCCAGCAUAUCCAGCAAUUCUAUGAUCUCCUGACGGGCUCCAUGGAGAUCAUCAGGGGCUGGGCUGAGAAGAUCCCGGGCUUUGCUGACCUGCCCAAAGCUGACCAGGACCUGCUUUUUGAAUCGGCUUUCUUAGAACUGUUUGUGCUGCGAUUAGCAUACAGGUCCAACCCAGUGGAGGGUAAACUCAUCUUUUGCAAUGGGGUGGUCUUGCACAGGUUGCAAUGCGUUCGUGGCUUUGGGGAAUGGAUUGAUUCCAUUGUUGAAUUCUCCUCCAACUUGCAGAAUAUGAACAUCGACAUUUCUGCCUUCUCCUGCAUUGCUGCCCUGGCUAUGGUCACAGAGAGACAUGGGCUCAAGGAACCCAAGAGAGUAGAAGAACUGCAAAACAAGAUUGUAAAUUGUCUCAAAGACCACGUGACUUUCAAUAAUGGGGGGUUGAACCGCCCCAACUAUUUGUCCAAACUGUUGGGGAAGCUCCCAGAACUCCGUACCCUUUGCACACAGGGGCUACAGCGCAUUUUCUACCUGAAACUGGAAGACUUGGUACCACCACCAGCAAUAAUUGACAAACUUUUCCUGGACACUUUACCUUUCUAAGACCUUCUCCCAUGCACGUCAAAGGAACUGGAAAGAAACUUUAACGUGUCAGAGGGGCAAGUCACAAAGGGCAGAGAUUUCCCCCUGAGCUGCUGCAGCUCUAGCUGGCUCCCACCCCCUCCAUAAAACCCCUAACCCCUUGAUCCCUAAACAAACAAAUAAGCAAACAAACAAAAAAAACAACAAAAACUGUUGCUAUUUCCUAACCUGCAGGCAGAACCAGAAAGGGCAUUUUGGCUCCGGGGCAUCCUGGAUUUAGAACACGGACUGCACCCAAUACACUGGUAUAAACUUUUUAUUAUUAGUUUAAAACUCAGUUUAUUGUUCAGGAAAAAAUUCCUAAUGUUUGAUGGGAAAUGUUUGACCAUGUUUGGUUGUUGCAGUUGAGACAAAUGUAACACACACACACAUACACACACACACCAUAAGGGGACCCACAUGUAUUGCCCUUAAAGACUUCAAAGUUUUCUGCUGUAAAGAAAGCUGUAAUAUAUGGUAAAACUAAAUGUUCCGUGGGUGGCAUGAGUUGAAGAAGGCAAAGGCUUGUAAAUUUACCCAAUGCAGUUUGGCUUUUUAAAUUAUUUUGUGCCUAUUUAUGAAUAAAUAUAAAAAUUCUAAAAGAUAAGUGUGUUUGCAAAAAAUAAA